This is a messenger RNA of Styela clava, 7146 nucleotides long. Its product is annotated as Fanconi anemia group M protein-like. Gene Ontology annotation, molecular function: ATP binding; nuclease activity; 3'-5' DNA helicase activity. The record is from RefSeq and is a predicted model, not a curated record. NCBI's taxonomy places the organism in Eukaryota, Metazoa, Chordata, Ascidiacea, Stolidobranchia, Styelidae. Gene Ontology annotation, biological process: double-strand break repair via synthesis-dependent strand annealing; interstrand cross-link repair.
ACUUCAAUUUUUUUUUUAGGCAUACGGUAACUAUGCUAAUGUAUCGUGGAUCAUUGCUGCAAUACUGAACUUUAUUGACUAGGGGUUUAUUAUAGUAGUUGUUGCAAUUUUUUGCAAUGUCGAAGAAUCACAAUGUCAAACAAAAAACCUUAUUUCAAGCCUGGAACAAAAAGGAUCCAUCUAAACAGACUAAAAACAAUAACACGAAAUUCUCGAAAACUAAAUAUAACAAGUUUGACGAUGGAAAAGUUUUCAACGCUCAGCAAGUAGUAGAUAUGGAAUGCAUUGAUGCAAUAGAUUUGACAGAUGACGACCUUAUUGAAGCUGCUGAAUUAAUGGAAUCAACAAUUGCACCUCCCAGUCAUUCUAAUAGUAAUAUGAACCAAAAUGAAGUUGAAUAUAUUGAUGGAUUUGAAAACUCUCUUGGACAUAUUUGGAUUUACCCAACAAACUAUCCUAUUCGUGAAUAUCAAUUUUCAAUAGUGAAAAGUUCAUUGAUGAAAAACACACUAGUAUCUCUACCUACUGGUCUCGGAAAAACCUUUAUUGCUGCAGUUGUGAUGUAUAAUUUUUAUAGGUGGUAUCCUCAGGGUAAAAUUGUCUUCAUGGCUCCAACAAAACCUCUCGUUUCUCAACAAAUUGAAGCUUGUUAUAAAAUCAUGGGAAUACCACUGCAAGAUCAAGCUGAAAUCACAGGAAUGACGACUUCUGUACAUAAAAGAGAAGCAUUGUGGAAUUCAAAAAGAGUUUUCUUUCUCACACCCCAAGUCAUUAACAAUGAUCUGGCAAGAGGAGUCUGCCCUGCACUGGAAAUUAAAUGUGUUGUCAUUGAUGAAGCUCAUAAAGCACAGGGAAAGCAUGCUUAUUGUCAGGUUAUCAACCAGUUAGCAUCUUGCUCCAGAAACUUUCGUGUUCUUGCUCUAAGCGCAACACCAGGAACUGAUGUGAAAUCUGUGCAACAAGUAAUUACGAAUUUGUUGAUCUCACAUAUUGAAAUAAGAUCAGAAGAUUCCAUCGAUAUUCAAAGUUUUUCUCAUCAACGGAAAGUCGAAAAGGUGGUUUGCAAACUUGAUGAAACUAUGACUAAAAUGAAAGACAAUUAUUUAAAGGUUAUCGAAAUUUUCACCAAAAGUCUUGUUAAUCGUAGAGCAUUGUUUGACAGAGAAACCUCAAGUUACUCCAAAUAUGGUUUGCUAAUGGCAAGAGAUCAAUUUCGUAAAGAUCCACCUAGUGGAUUGAAUAAAUAUGAGAUGGGUUCAGUUGAAGGAGAUUUUGCAACAUGUAUUAGCCUGUUUCAUGGACUUGAACUUCUGCAACAACAUGGCAUGAGAUCUUUCUUCAUAUUUCUUAAAGCAAUGAUGGAGGGAGAUAAAGGAAAUAUGAGAGCAAAAUCUGUGCUUGGUGCUAACGCAUUGUUCCGGGAAAUGUACCAGAAUUUAACGAACAUGUUUGGUGAAUCUCCUAAUCCUACAGUAUUACUUACACAAGCUGGACAAACACAACAGUCACUUCAAAAAGGGCUUCCCAGUGCACACCCUUAUGUCUACAGUCAUCCAAAAAUGAAGAAGUUGGAAGAGGUUGUUCUUAAUCAUUUUAAAGAUUUUACAAAAAGUCAUGGUGAUGAUUCGACAAGGGUUAUGGUUUUCUGUCAAUAUCGAGAUAGUGUGCAAGAAAUUACAGAACUUCUGCAAAACCAUCGACCUCUUGUUCGCCCAAUGCAAUUUGUUGGUCAUUCAACCGCUUCUGGAAAAAUUGCAAAAUUUACCCAAAAAGAUCAAUUGAUGGUCGUAUCAAAAUUUCGAGAAGGUGGUUAUAAUACAUUGAUAUCAACUUGUGUUGGUGAGGAAGGUCUUGAUAUCGGAGAUGUGGAUUUGAUUGUUUGUUUCGAUGCUCACAAAAGUCCGAUUCGACUCGUACAAAGGAUGGGAAGAACUGGAAGAAAAAGAAAAGGAAGAAUAGUAAUGCUCGUUACAGAGGGAAAAGAAGAAAGGGAUUACAACUCCAGUCUCUCAAACAGAAAAAGUAUUCAAAAAGCCAUCACUGGUAAUUCAUCUCGUGGCCUGCAGUUUUAUCAACACAAUCCGAGAAUGGUUCCACAGGGAUUGAACCCAGAAGUUUUCAAAAUGUUUAUGACUAUUGAGAAAAAACCUGAGCCGACCCCUGCAGUUUCAAAAUUUGCGAAGAAGAAAAAUGCAAGAAAAACUGAGAAUUUGGAUAUUUCUGUAAUGUUGAAAAAUGUCGAAGCUCGAGAUCCAAUUUUUCUGAAUCAAGAACAAAUAAAGGAAUGGAACGAUAUGUUGAAAUUGAAUUCGAAAGAAAAAGAGAUGUUAAAAAUAUUGCCAGCAGGAAGCCGUAUGAUGUGUUUAGAUAAAAAGAAAAAUCAAAAUUCUCCAUCAACGAAGCAACCGAUGUUAUCAUUAUCAGAAUGGACAGAUUGGCAAACUAGAUUUCAAUCUCCGAGUGUCAGUGGUCAUUCUUCUGUCACAAACAACUUUGUUGAAAUAAUGGAGAUUUGUGAUCUGGUAAAACAAUCAGAUGAAAAAAGUUUUGAUGAAAACCUUGCUCCUUUUUUGGGUGGAAAAUACAACAAAUUAAAAAUUGGCACUGAAAAGAAAAAUAUAUUAGACAGUUUCUUGGUUCCAAAAGAAAAACCUCUCAAAAAGAUAACAAAACAAAAAAUACCAGACCAAAAAAUAGAACAGAAAAAUUUAUCGCCAGAAAUGAGUACGGACACUGACUUUGAACCAGCACCACUGAAGAAAAUAUUUCCAGAGAAGAAAAAUUUCAAAUCAAAAUUGCUUGAGUUUUCUGUUAAUAACGUGUCUUCAGAAUCUAACAGCAGAGAUGAUACUUUAACAGGAAUUGAGUCUAUUUUACAUGAUCCUGAAUCUAGUAGUAAUACCUCUGUGAGGAAUUUAAAUGGUACUAAGAUAGAAUCACAAGGGAAUACUGUUGUGGGUGAUAAACGGAAUGAUGAAGAUGUUGAAGAAAUUGAUAUGAUGCCUGAUUUUGAUAUUGGAGAUUGGGAAUCGAAUGACAAUUCAAGGGAAAGAGUGGAUGAGAAUGAAAAUAGAAAUAUUAACAAAGAGGAAGAAGUUUUAAAUGAGCAAAAAUUUGAACAAAUUACUACAUUUGACUCGAAAGAUCAAAAAAUUCGUCUUGCUCAAAAAAGUGGUAUAAACGUCCAAUGCGCUUCUGAAUGUCCAGAAUCGAACGAAAAUAGCCUUCUAAUGAAACUAAUUGAUAAUUUAUCAGCUAUUCCUACAGAAACUCCGGUUUUGCUACCAAUAAAUAAAAAUCAAUCGAGAAGAAAUUCUAUUGAAAUUGAUCUUCAAACUCCAUCUUCAUUUAGUUCUAUUGAUUUAGACUCAAUGGAUGAGUUUGAUAAUUCAGAUUUUGAAGAUUGUGAAACUAAACUAAAAAAUCAAGUUAAACCAUUGAAAAGGGCUUGUUUUGCGCUUCGAGAUGAUGACAAUGAGAACAAUACAUUUGAUGAUAGUUUGAUGCUGGAAAAUAAAGAAAAUACAAAAAAGGCUGUUAAUACAGUUUUAACCGAAACUGAAGCAAAAUUGGAAGACAAUUUCAAUGAGGAUGUAACCCACUCUGCGGAAAAUAAAACUGAUCGUGAUGUCAUACAAAAUAGUAAUGAACCUGACGAUAGGACUCGAAGCAGUUUAAUUCCAACGUCUUCAAAAAAUAAUUCUAUAUCUAAAAACGAAAUGACAACUGAUGCAGACGUUCAUACCAUUCAAAAUAGCGUAAACCAGACGAAGAAGGCACCAGACAAGCAAGCUACAUUCAAUACAUCUGCUGAUAUGUUCGAUGCGGAAUUUGAUGUCAAUUUUGAUUUUGGUAGUUUUGAUGAUUUUGAAAACUCUCAUGAGUCUUUUACUGAAAAAAGUCCCGUGUUAAAGACUAAAAGGAGAUCAUCGAAUAACUUCAAUCCAAAAUCUUCUCCAGAAAUUAUUUCAAUAAAACCAGAAGAAAAAGUGGAGACAUCUCUUGCUCAUGUAACGCUCACACAAAGGGUUGAAAAUCGAGCUCUUUUCGCUGAUUUACCAAAAUGCCAAUCUGAUGUUAAUAUACCAGUCGCUGAAGUGAAACCACAACGAUCUUCUUCAUUUAUUAAUCUAGAAACUAAUGAUGCCAUUCCUACGACAACGGAACACGUACAAGUGCCAACUAGAUUUGAGGGAAAUGGUAAUCCUGAAAUGGGAUAUUCUGACAAUGAUACAUUGCAAGAAAAAAUUCAGCAACCUAACGAUUCAUUGAAACGGAAAAGAGAAUUUAACGAUGAUAACAACAAUUCUACUUUUUGUAAGCGCCAGAGAAAAAUUUCAAAUGGUUCUAGUUUUGUUGAAUUCAAAAGUCCAAAAUUCGAAACUCCAAAAAUUUUACGAAGUUCGGAAGAUUCUGAAGAAUCUCCGAUAUGCAUACGGAAGAAACGGACAAAUAAACUACUCUUCUCACCUGAAAGUGAACUUUCUCAACUAGUUUUUACACCGAAUGACAAGCAAGAUCCUGAUGAACACAAGCGUAAUCUUCUCCGUAGUUUGCAUCCUAAAGAAUCACCAAUUAUUGCAGCGCAUCGUAAUAUAAAAAAAAUGACAACAAAUAAGCACAGUACGCCAAAAUGUCCGAAGUUUUCGAACGAUGAAGAAGAUUCUUCAGAUGAUGCCUUCGUUGGAAAUAAUAAUAAUCCUAAGAAGCAACGUCGAUAUCGAAUGAAGAAUUUUGUGGAAGAUGAAGCGGAGGUGAGUGAUGAUGGAGUCAAUGUUUCAUCGGAUGAAGAUGAAGAAUUACCUGAAGAUCUUGAGGAAAUGAGAAAUUUUAUGAAUGAUGCUACAGUAUUAACUCAACAUGUCGCUGCCGAUGAAAGUACCAUUGAUGAGCAUGCUAUGUAUUUACAAUCAAAGCCUGAUUUCUUUGGGGAACCUUCUAAAUUUGAAGGUCACAAUGGAAAAUUCAAACUUGCUUAUGGAGUUGGACAAAGAUUGGAUGUUUUUUCACAGGAAGUUUCAGAUGAUGUUUCAGGAUAUGAAGAAGAUAGUUUUGUUUGUGAUGAAAUAGAGCAUGAUGACAAUACUGAUCUUGGAGAAAUUACUUUGUUAGAAAAUCCCAGCAAUAUGUCUAAACAAAGAGUAACAAGGAGACAGGCUGAAUUGAACAGACUCAGAAAAAUGAAUUACGAUGAUAAACCUGUUUCACCUGUAGUUAGUAAAUUGAAAAAGCAAUUUCCUAAUAAAAACAAGCAAUCAAGAAAACGAAUUGUAUAUAUGGACGAUUCUACAGACAGUAUUGAAAGUGGGAACACAUCUUUGCAACGACAAAACGACACCGCCGAACGAAGUUCAAAAAUUUCUUCUGGAACUUGGUCGUGUCCAGCCUGUACUUUAGAAAAUUCAUCAACUUUACAAAUCUGCAAAUUGUGUGAUUCAGAAAAGCCAAAUCAUUCCGGUGUAAAAGACACGAAAUUUUAUAUGUGGGCAUGUGAUUUAUGCACAUAUGUGAACAGAGGCCCACAUACUGUAUGUGACAUGUGUGACGCUAAGUAUGUUGAUCCUACAUCAAUGGAAAAAUGUUCUACAUCGAAAAAUGUCCAAAAAAUCGUUAAUCCUAGUGGGAAUUGUUCAUAUAUUCAAAAUACGAGUUUGCAGAAAAAUUUUUGCGAUAAAAAUAAUCAUAUGCUAAAUAAAGUGCAAUCCAGCGAUACUUCAAAAAUCAAGAGUCCUGUUAUGAAGAGUUCAUUUCAUCAACGCUCAUUGGCUGAUGCUGUCCGUAAAGAAGUUUCUGAAGAAGAUCGAAAUUCGGAUCCUCGUUCUGAGGAUGUUUCCUGUGAUAUCAUAUCAGCUACCCCACAACCUCAACGUAAAAUGGAAUUCAAGAAAAGGUCGAAUGCAACAAUAAAAGAUACGACUCUCAAACUCUCUACCUCCUCGUCACAAAGUUCUCAAACUUCCGUAACAUCAUCGUUAGGUGGUAUUGAUAGAGAAGAACGAUUGAGAAGAUGUCGACAAAAACAGCUAGAAUUUAGAGCGAGGAUGGAGAAACGGCGUUCAAUUCAGAGCAGCGGGGAACAGAAAGCUUCAAUAUCAAGUUCAGCGUCAUCAGAUUUAUCUAAAACGACACCAGGGAGAACAACAAGCUCCAUUCUUUCUUCAAGCAAAACUAGUUUACAGUUUGAUUCGCCACAAUCAUCUCGAUCUGAUUUGAUUAAUUCUUCACUCAAUAGAAUGACAAGUGAACCAACAAACACGGACAAACUGGUUGUUUUAGUUGAUAGUAAAGAACUCAGCAGUAGUCAACCUAUUAUUACAACAUUAAGAUGUAAACACAAAGUAUACACUGUUGUUGCUUCAUUACCUCACUGUGACUAUAUUGUUGGUAGAGGGACAGCUGUGGAAAGAAAGAUGGUGUCAGACUUAUCACAGGUAUCUGGUCGACAGAAAAUAAUUUCCCGAUUUCAACAGUUGAAUAGAAAUUAUGAUAGAGUUUAUCUUAUAAUCGAGCAAGAUCGCAUUAAAAAAGGAGAUAUGUCGGGUGGUAGAGCACAGCAUUCAUCAUAUUAUGUAUCAACUGUGUGUUCUUUAUCACAAGCCAAUGUACGAAUUUUAUACAGUGAUAACCAGAAUGAAACUGCUGAUCUUCUCCAUAUGCUUUCAACACGAGAAAAGAAUUUAAAAAGGCCGGUAGAAUUUGAUGCUGCGGAGAAAGCUAAUGACGCAAAAUUUCGAACUGUACUUCGAUUGUAUACAUCUAUUCCGAAAGUGUCUUUUGUGUCUGCUUUAUAUAUGUGUCUAAAUUUCAAAAAUUUCAAAGAAGUGGCAGCAAGCUCGGUCGAGAAGUUGAUACAAAAAGCUCAUUUGUCGACCUGCUCUGCCGCGGAAGUUUAUAAUUUCUGUAGAAGAAAUUUUGAUCUACAAAUGACGCCAUCAAGAUGAUUUUGUUCUAUUUUCUUAUUAUUAUAUAAAUAUUUUCAUAUCCUGAUUUGUUGACAUAUUUGUUACAUGUUGACAUGCACUACAGCAAUAGACGAUUUAGUGUGGCUGUGCAGAUAUAAGUUCAGCUUUGGCAACAAUGAUUUUGUGUAGAAUGAAAUGUCAUGAUUUUUUUUCUAAAUAAAAACUGUCAAUUUCUUUGUGAAAA